AUGAACACCGUGCGUCCUUCUCAAUCCAAGAGCCCAAAAAUCACGUCGUACACAGGCGAAGGCGAUCCAUUCCAGCACAUUGAUAACUUCAAGAAAGUCACUGCCAGUAGAGAAUUCGACGACGCCGCCUUGUGCCACCUGUUCAGCGAAACACUAGAUGGGGAUGCCAUGAAUUGGUUCUUCGAACAACCGGCGAACUCUAUGGAUUCUUUCGCGCAGUUGACCACAACAUUUCUUAAUCGGUUUAUCCUCAUAGCCGGAGCCGCCCACACAACUGAUGGCCUAUUUCAAGUAAAACAAGAGAGCAGGGAAACAUUGGGCACCUUCGUCAUGCGAUGGCAGACAGCAGCAUCCAAAUGUCGAAACCCAAACAAAACGCUCGCCUUGACCGCUUUUAAGGAAGGACUACGGUCAGAGAACUUCUUGUUCCAUAUCAAUGGGGACCCUCGAAUGCGCGGCGCCACAUAUGAUGAUAUCAUGACUGAAGCAGUACGAUACGCUCAGGCAGAAUACGUCACAUACGGGGAGAAGCGAACCCCAGUACCAUCAGACAAAACUACUACGCCACAGACAUCUGUACACACAAUCCCCCUCCAGCGUGAGCUCUUCCCUAACACAGAAGACAAUAGCAAAGGCAUGAAAAGAGAGUGGCAUCAGGCAAAUUACCGUGUCGCGCGCAACAACGAUCGACACAGGGGCCGGGACAAGAACACGAGACUUGGCCAUGAACGUCGCGACAACAGAGACCCUCGCCAAGUUAACGCGAUGGGACGCCGUAGGGACCACACACCGCCUAGGGAAGAGACCCUGGAAGACUUUUUCCACAAGCAUCAGGGUACGCUGAGGAAACCAGCAAGACCACUACGCCCCCAAACCGAAGCAGAAACUGGCAAGUGGUGCAGAUUUCAUGAAAAUGGAAGUCAUAACACGAAUGAUUGCCGCACCCUCCGCAUACUAAGAGCCAAUGGCGAUACGGGGGUUCACCCGGCGCAGCAAAGGGUACAGCAGAACGUAGUCGCCGUAGUUGAGAACCUGCGCCGCAUCAACGUCAUAGAGGGAGGAGCCCCGAAGACAAACAUGUCUAACCGAGCAAAAAAGCGCUUUGACCGCAGCAAUCACCCAAGGCAGGUGUAG
Molecule: messenger RNA, 1134 nt
Organism: Argentina anserina (silverweed cinquefoil)
Lineage: Eukaryota; Viridiplantae; Streptophyta; Magnoliopsida; Rosales; Rosaceae
Exons: 1
Coding region: 1-1134 (377 amino acids)
Source: RefSeq, a predicted model, not a curated record